UCACGUUUCCAGUUCACGUGCUCACGAGCCGUGGGCAAGUCAGUUGGCUCGAGGUGGCAUACAGGAUUGUGUUGUCUCUGUUUCAUCAAAACAGUUGAUUUUGUGUGACAAUAUUCUCAUUGUGAUCGAUAGCGACGCCGUACGUAAGAAAGUUGGGCUGGAUUGGAUUCAUAGGAGACAGAUUACCAAUGUAGAUGUGUGCUGAUCACAGGUUACAAAACUCUGUACACCAACAACUGCCAGCAGUAGAGCAUUGACAGACUUUACAAAUGCAGUCCACGUGAUAAACGUCCACAAAUUGCUACGCAGCCCUUGUACUUUGUGAAUUAAGCCUACAAUAAAAUAAAAAUGGAUGUUAUGUUUCACUUGAAGAUCCAAAACAUAUUUGCAUCACUAGGUGGCAAUGUAGGAGAUGUUUAUCAAAUUAAUGAAAAUUGUUUAAGUGCUUUGGGUGAAAUACUAAACAUAUUUUCAACAGAUAUUCAAUCAGACCGUAAUUUUCGAAGAUAUCUUUGGUUGUCGCAUGCAAUUAAGAAGGAGUUUAUACCACUUCUGAUCAAUGCAAAAGAUGAUAUAAGAAUAACAGAUGGCAUAAUAAGAGUGUUUGUGAAAGCAACAACACCAAUAGAAUGCUUAUUUGCAGUGGAUUCAGUAUCAAAGACAGAUGCUGGUCGCCUCACAAUUUCCGAGGUAAACCAGUUACUCUUAUCAGGAAAGGAAGCAUUUGUGGAUUCUCGAAGUACGAGGGCUGUUAUCGACUUCAUGAAAAUAUUACUUGAGAAGAAGGAAAAGCUAUCUGAAAGUGAAUGUGAGAGCAUCAAUAAUUGCUUACUCCUGCUGCGCAAUAUUCUACAUAUUCCAGAAACACGCAUUAACCAAUCAUCUACAAACCAUACCAGCAUGCAAAAUCAGAUUCUGUGGAAUAUAUUUGCACAGAAUGUGGACAAGAUUCUUAUCCAUCUUUUGACAUGCGAGCAAAAGGCACACUGGGGUGUGACAAUGGUUCAGCUCAUUGCAUUAAUCUACAAGGAUCAGCAUGUAGGAACACUGCAGAAUCUUUUGAAUCUCUGGUUUGAAGCAUCUCUUAGUGAAAGCUCAGAGGAUAAUGAAAGCAACACUUCACCACCGGAUCAAGGUGCAGAAGACUCUUCAACUAUGGUAACGUCAGACCCAACAUCUGAUUCCUCAGACAAUGGUGGUAACAAUUAUGAGAAAUCACUUACUAAUCACUGUGGCACUGGUGAAAUGAAACAAAAUACAAAUGAACAUCAUCCUUCAAAACAGCAUUCUUAUAGAAAAACUUCUCACUGUGAAGCGAACAAAGCAAACAGAAAAAAUGCAGUUGAAAUCCAACGUAAGCCUCAAACCCCAAUGCGACCAAAUAGAAAACCAAGUGUAGGCAAAACCUUCAAUAAAAAAAAACAUAGGAGUGAUUCUGAAGAAGUUACUCCAUCUCAUUCAACAGCCACUGAACAGAAGUCAGGUGCACUUCACACACAACAUAGUCCCAACAGCUGGUCUAUGGAUACGUCCAACAAUCUUAGAAAAGAUUGUCCAUCAGCAUCAGAGCUUUCAGACUAUGGAUAUGGUACUCAGGUGGAAAAUCAAGGUUCUGUAUCAACCUCCAGCAAUGAUGAUGACAGCCCACAAUUUAAAAGACCAGUACAUCAGAAACUACAUCCAAUGCAAAAGUUGUGGUAUAAUUCCAAACCAGCACAACUGAUGAAGGUAGAUCAGAAAGAAUGGAGAAGAAAGAAGCUGGUAAAAAGAAGUAAAACAAACAUAAUGAAUAUGAAAGCACUACUUCAUCAUACUCCUACAGAUGAAGAUAUCUCCAAUCUCCUAAAGGACUUUACAGUGGAUUUCCUUUUAAAAGGAUAUGGAUGCUUGGUGCAAGAAUUAUUUAUACAGCUUCUCUCACCUAAACAGUGCAUACAAGUUGAUACAUCACACUUCUUUUGGCUAAUUACAUACUUCCUGAAAUUUGCAGCACAAUUGGAAUUGGAGUUGGAACAUGUUAAUGUGGUCCUGUCCUCUAGAAUUGUCUCAUACUUGAUUUAUGAAGGAGUAAAUCUUUGUGAGGAACUGGAAAUUUGUUUUCCUCUAGAGAGUGCUGAUGUCAAACCAUCCAUUCGUAGACUGCAUCUGGUGGUGACUGCAAUUCGUGAAUUUAUUCAAGCUUUGGAAACAUACAAAAAAAUAUCACAUUUAAGCCCUGAGGACAGGGACUAUCUUCUGCAAUUGCAGUUGGAAAUUGCAAUGACUGAAGACCUGAAACAUUUAUUCAUUCUACUUUUGCGCAGUUACAAUCAAAAAUUUCAGACAAUACAGUAUCUCCAGGAUGUUAUAGUUAGUAAUCAUAUUCUGAUGCUAUUUCUGGACUGCACAUCUAAGCUCCCACAAUACAAAGGAAAUGCUUCCAUGACAGAACAUAUUAAACAGUUCGCAGCUACAGAAAUAAUGUACCAGUAUGGAAUUCUUCUUGAAGAUUUCCAAAGUAAUGGAGAGUUUGUCAAUAACUGUGUCUUCACAAUGAUGCAUCAUGUAGCAGGGGAUUUGGAAAAGGCUACAGUACUUUUUCAGCCACACAUUCUAAAAUCCUUUUCACAGAUAUGGGAGACAGAUUUUGAAGUAUCUGAUGUUUGGUCUGAUUUAAUUGAAUAUGUGAUCCACAAAUUUGUUAAUGUACCUAAACAAACUCCAGUGGCUCUUCAUCUACCAUCUGAACAAAAUGUACAAAUGAAAGACUCAGAAAGUAUUAAAAGUGACAAAGAUACAGGGUGGUCAAAGGAUGAGAAAGAUAAUUUAUACUGGUACUAUGUACAGAGUGCAAGGAGUUCUGAUCCCUUUGGAAAGAUGAAAGAAAUGUAUAAUGAAAAUGGAUCUAUCAACAAAACUAAAAUUGGUAUAAUACGACAGCUGCUUACUCAGGAUAUAAUUACACAGAAGCAGUUUGAUGAUUUCAUGAAAGCAGAGCAUGAGGUUACAACUGAAGUAAAACAAACAGCUCAUAACAAUGCAGAACUUGUUACCUCCAAAGCAGUUAAUAGCAGUAGAAAAAUAUGGGAAAAGGAAGAAGCAACUGGUUUAGACUUCAGACUGACUGCAGAUGUUGAUGACAGAGUAACAUCACUUAAAGAUCAUCUGUUGAAGGAAAAUAAGGGGAAUGGGUUAAAAUGGCUUCAGAAAGUUCUUAUUGACAUCUGUCACGUCAAACUUGCAACAGAGAAUCAUCAGCUGGACAAUGAAAAGGUUAUUCUGGAACCUGUGGCCUACUAUUGUUCAUUGAAGAAGCAGUCAAUUCCUGUGGUGCCAUGGACAUCUGAGCAGAAAAGUCUGAUGCUGUAUCAACCAUUUAUUCAGCUACUUCAUACAUUGGGUUUUCAUUUGCCUCUUGAUUCUGGAAAAAUAUUUGCACGUGUUCCUGAGUUUUGGACUGCUGAUGUUGUUUUCAGUAUAGCACAUAAACUGGGGCCAAUUGAUAAAUCUGUGUUGAAGUUCGAUGAAAUGUUACUAAAGAAUAGUGAAUGUCAAAUGGAAGACAGUGAAAUUAUGCCGCCCAUGCCUAUGAUGAUGCUAGAAAACAACUUCACACUUCCAAAUAUUUAUCAGUCUUCUUCAGCUAUACGAUCUGUGCCUCAUCCUGCUUCAUUUAACGAUUGGAUGCAGCUUACCAUGAAUUCAAAAACUGCUGUCUUACCUCAGAGGCCACCAUCCCCUACAGAACCAAGUUUUCUUUCUGGGGUGCAACAUGCUGAUAUCGACAAAGGGCCACCCACCAUAUCAAAUGAGAAAUUUCAUGAAGAUUGUGAGUCAAAUGAUGAACUGAUAGUCUGUAGCUUAAGUGAAAUGGAAGCUGAGAGUGUGGCUUCAGAACUUACGCGAAUGUGUGUCAGCGAUGAAGAAGAUAAACAAGGCAUCGAAGUGCCUUUUCCAAGUUCCAGUACUGCAGGUCUUUCGUAAAAGACUGUGGACUUUGUAUGUGAAAUUAGCAUUGACAUUUGGUAAGAAAAAAAAGAAAAACUUACUAGAAAUGUUUCACAUAUUUGAUAGUGGAGACACUGACAAAGUGUUUCAACUUGAAAAUAGCCAAAAUGUCACAAAUAUCAGAUUUUUUCAUUUGGUGUGAAAGCUUUUGCCGAGAUAUAUUACAUAUUUUGUUAACAUGCACAUGGUAUGGCACUGAAACACAAUAUAUCAUCUUAGCAAAUGAAUAUAUUAAUCACGGAUUCGCUAUUUUUAAGAAUAUAUUAUUUAGCACUGAGGAUUCUGAUAUUUUUAAGUUCAGGAAGUAGAUAUAUAAGGAUAAAGUACAAAGAACUCUUGUGCAAAGUGCUCAAAAUAUUAGGCAUUUUUGUUGUUAGUAAUGCAGACAUUGGCAGCACUUAUCAACUAACAAUAGUAAUGUAUCACACAUGUCCAAAAUGUAGUAACAGAAAGAACUUUGAAGGUAAUAAAUUUCCUCUUUCUUAUUCCUUUACAUGCUUAACAUAUAUCUCUUGUAUCUGUUAAGAAUGUGUAUUAUUUAGGAAUAAAUGUAACAACUCCUGGAUAGGAAAAGCACUCAGUCAUUGAAAGGCAAAUAAACAUCACUGAGAAUUUUGUUAGGUUUCAGAUGAAUCCUUUCUUGACCUAUAGUGCACGCACUCACUCGUGUGUGCAUGCACUCACUUGUGUGUGCAUGCACGCGCGUGCCCACCCACCCACCCACCCACACACCCACACACACACACACACACACACACACACACACACACACACACCAGGUAAACUGCAGUGGCAGCACUUAGCUGGGGCUGUGUAGUAGUACUGGUCCACAUGUAAUUGGUAAUUGUGAAGUAAGAUUCAUCUGAUAACUAGCAAAGUUUCUCAGUUUUAUUCGUGUGUCUUUUGACAGCUCAACACUUAUAUUGUUUGAUGAGCUGUUACUUCUGCCUGUAAAUCAUUUACACCUUACCAGGAUCUCCCAUUAACAUGUUUAGAAUAUUUGUUUUUCUUAAAUAUCUACAUCUGCUUUGGUUGUUUGCCAGUGGUAGUACUACUACAGGCUCACGAGAAAAAACAACAAUCAACCCCAGUUUACCACAUAUUAGAAUUUGUCCCUAAAAGUCCAACAAAUAGUGUAUCAUACUCAUUUGUUAUAGAAAUGGUAUUAAACCACCAUUUGCCUCAUUGCAAAUACAAUCACAGUUCAGGUAGCUAACAUACUAGCAAUAUGUAUGAGCUAGUUGUCACCACCAAUGGACACAAUAUCAAAUGCUGAUCAGUAACACUGCAUAUGACAUUGAACGCAGUGGAAAACAACUGGGACAUGCCCAUUAUUAUUUUCCUACAGACGAGUUAACUUACAGCACUUGUUGCUCUUUAAUGUAAUCUGAGCAAGUGAAGUUUAUACAUAAUGUAUUACUAAAUCCAUUUGUUGCUCAAUAACUAAGCUGAAAAUGCGGAUCCAAGCUACUUUUCAUGUAUAGCUAUGACUCAGCUGAUGUAUUUUGCUGAUUUUUCAUGUAGAAAUUCUAAACAAAAUUUAACUCAGAAAUGAUUUUAUGAACAUAAAAUUCCUGUUUAUUUAUCAAAAAUGUCUUCUCCUAGGAUGUUUUCCAACAGUAACAAUGUAUGAAUUAAGUGGACAAGAAGUUUUCAUGCUUUGCUUGUGCCCUUAAUUACCAUUUAUGUAAAGGGAUCUUGCCUUGCAAGGUAUAAUUUUACUGAAAUGCCUUUUAUCAAAUAAAUUUCAAGUAUGUAGCAAUGAAUAUUGGACACAUUAAUAGAACAUAGGUAUUUUCAAUGGGUUCUGGGUAUCAAUAGAUUAAACAUCUGAUGAAUUUGUUUUAAUUGUUUAUUGUAAUGUAUAGACAUUUUCUUA
Molecule: messenger RNA, 5866 nt
Organism: Schistocerca nitens (vagrant locust)
Lineage: Eukaryota; Metazoa; Arthropoda; Insecta; Orthoptera; Acrididae
Gene: tim
Product: protein timeless
Exons: 27
Coding region: 349-3963 (1204 amino acids)
Biological process (GO): DNA repair; replication fork arrest; DNA replication checkpoint signaling
Cellular component (GO): replication fork protection complex
Molecular function (GO): DNA binding
Source: RefSeq, a predicted model, not a curated record